Messenger RNA from Chara braunii, 1247 nucleotides. The record is from the annotation of a GenBank genome assembly. Lineage: Eukaryota; Viridiplantae; Streptophyta; Charophyceae; Charales; Characeae.
GCAUGUCCUCGUCCUCAAGCGACAUGCUGACACAGCUCUGAAAACGAAGAGCGCUGUUGCAGCGCAUUGCCGAAGCGCCGGAUUGCGUGGCCAUGUGUGAGGCAGUCGUCCAGUUGUGCGUCGCGCUGUCAUCUAGCGUUUUCCCGCGACGGACCCCGCGUUGGUGGAUUAAACGACGGACUGGCGGGACAUGGGAGGAUCUCCGCCUCUGUGAUGACGCGACGGACGAGUAUUACCGACAGAAGUUGCGCAUGUCGUUGGCCAUGUUCAGGCAGAUCGUUGCCGCGUGCGCCGCGUACGUGGAGAAGAAGGUGACGCACUACAGGAUGCCUUUGCCAGUGGAGCAGGUGAUCGCUUUCGCGUUGUACAGGUGGGCGUCAGGAGAGACGUACGAGAGCGGCACUUCAGCCUUCGACAUCGGCAGGGCAACUGGACUGCAGGUCGUCCGCGACGUCACUUCGGCGCUGCUGCAGGCGUACCCCGACGCUAUCAAGUGGCCAAUUGGCCGUAGACAUGCGCAGAUUCUACGCGCAUUCCGUGACAAGGGUUUCCCGAACUGCUUCGGCGCGAUCGACUGUACACACAUCUGCAUUGACAAGCCCGCCGGCGCACCUUCCGACAACUACUACGACCGCAAUUUCCGCAAACAGAAGUUCUCCGUGCAGGCGCAGAUGGUGGUGGAUUUGGAUCUGCGGAUCCUCGACGUCCACAUCGGAUACCCGGGAAGCGUGCAUGAUGUCCGCGUCCUACACAAUUCCCAGCUGUGGAGGCGUGCAGAAGCUGGCGAGCUGUUCGACGCACCUCCGGAGAAUCUGUCGCACGGUGUCGUCACGCGAGGUUACCUGCUAGGCGACAACGGUUAUCCAGUUGCCUGUCCAUGGAUCGUGCAGCUGUACGGAGGAAUCGACCAACAUCCUGACGAGGAGCGCUUCGACACGUGGCAGAAGGUGGCGCGGGGGUGUGUGGAGAGGGCAUUUGGGCGACUGAAGUGCAUGUGGCGUCUGUUUUUGCGCACCCACAAGACGAACCUGGAGACCUUGCCACAACAAUUCGUGGCAGUGUGCACUCUCCACAACAUCCUCCUCGACGCGGGGAUCGACUUCRAUGAGAACCUUUUGUGGGAGGUGGAUGAGAACGACAUUCGUCUCGCGCAUGUUUUCGUUCGCUUCUCUGCCGGGACGACAGACAGACGUGUUUUGCAAUUGUUGAUGCAAGCUGCUUAACAUUAGUAAACUGCGUAACACAAA